AAAUAAUAUCGCCAUGGAAGGAGGUUCAUUUCUCAACUUUACUUUUCUGCUGCUUGUACUGGCUCUCGCUUCUUCAUCAUUGAUUUCUCCAUUUAUAGCAGAAGCAAGACAAAAGCAAGUGCAUCAAAACAAUGGCCACCACCAUGUGAAGCCUUCCCCUGUACCACCACCACUGCUGUCACCAACUGAAACACCACCAACUGAAACACCACCGACUGAGACACCACCAACUCAAACACCGCCAACUGAAACACCACCGACCGAGACACCACCAACUGAAACACCACCAACUGAGACACCACCAACUGAAACACCGCCAACUGAAACACCACCAACUGAGACACCACCAACUGAAACACCGCCAACUGAAACACCACCAACUGAGACACCACCAACUGAAACACCGCCAACUGAAACACCACCAACUGAAACACCACCGACUGAGACACCACCAACUGAAACACCGCCAACUGAAACACCACCGACCGAGACACCACCAACUGAGACACCGGCAACAGGUACACCAUGGGCACCACCGAAUCCAUAUGACAUAGGAGUGCCAGGACCAGAUCCACCACCAGGAUACGUGAUUCCCCCGUAUCAAACCCAUGGUUGUCACUACCCCUGCAUGGACUCUAAUGACUGUGAUUGGCCAUGUACAGUCUGUUGUUGGAAUAACACUUGUUGCUAUGACUGGCCAGAAGACCCCCCUAUGUUUCGUUAACUCUGUAACUCAAAACAUUAGAUUUCUCUAAACAACUAUGCUUAACUGUACUGUUUUUUUCUUCCGUCAAUAAACAACAUAUAAUCACAUAUUUUCUCUUACAAAAAGUGAUUAAAUUUAUGGAUGAAUAGAGUAAUUCACCAAAACAAAAGCAAUUUCUACUUCCUUCAUUUUAAUAUAGUCGCAAUAUUG
This is a messenger RNA of Amaranthus tricolor (Joseph's coat), 916 nucleotides long. RefSeq names its product repetitive proline-rich cell wall protein 2-like. NCBI's taxonomy places the organism in Eukaryota, Viridiplantae, Streptophyta, Magnoliopsida, Caryophyllales, Amaranthaceae. The transcript is spliced from 2 exons. Bases 14 to 724 code for a protein of 236 amino acids. The record is from RefSeq and is a predicted model, not a curated record.